ACACCUCUCCUCGUAGCGGUAGACUACAGCAACACAGACAUUGUCAAGCAGCUGCUAGCGAAGGGCGUCAACCUUCAAGCGCGAGACAAAGAACGGAGGAACGCCCUCCACAUAGCUGUAGCUGUCCAUACCUUCUAUGAAAUGGUUCAGAUGGUAGAGUUACUCGUUGCUGCCGGCAUCGACGUCAACGCGAGGAGCAAAAAAAGGGAAACUCCCUUGCAUGUGGCUGUACGGGAAAGCAAUUGCAAGAUUGUUGAGGUCUUGUUAUUCAAUGGUGCAGAUGUCUCUGGAGUAGACAAGAACGGACGGACGCCGCUGCAUAAAGCAGCUACUCGGGACCUUGAGACCGCGAAAGUACUGCAUAAGGCUGGCGCAGACAUCCAUGCUCGCAAUAAGGCUGGAGAUACGGUGUUAUACUCAGCUGUAGAAGGUUGUCAUCGCGAGAUAGUUGAGUGGUUGCUGUCGCUUGGUGCAGAUGCCUCUGUUGCUAACAAGGGAGGAUUGAAUGCUCUCCAUUGUGCCGCCAGAGGUGGCCAUCUCGAAGCCUUUGACUUUCUACUUUCCAGAGGCCUGGACAUAAAUAGUACUGAUGUAAGAGGCAACACAGUCUUGCACUAUGCAGCAGCUGGAGGCUCCCUCCUAAUUGUAAAGAGACUUCUGGAUCAUGGU
Messenger RNA from Aaosphaeria arxii CBS 175.79, 669 nucleotides. Its product is annotated as putative ankyrin repeat protein. Lineage: Eukaryota; Fungi; Ascomycota; Dothideomycetes; Pleosporales. Gene Ontology annotation, cellular component: nucleus; cytoplasm. The transcript has 2 exons. The record is from RefSeq and is a predicted model, not a curated record. Gene Ontology annotation, molecular function: protein binding. The annotation marks the transcript as partial.